This is a messenger RNA of Clupea harengus (Atlantic herring), 1426 nucleotides long. RefSeq names its product zinc finger protein OZF-like. The transcript is spliced from 4 exons. NCBI's taxonomy places the organism in Eukaryota, Metazoa, Chordata, Actinopteri, Clupeiformes, Clupeidae. The record is from RefSeq and is a predicted model, not a curated record. The coding region runs from base 71 to 1426 and encodes 451 amino acids.
ACAAGAGUAUCUGUCUACAUUUAAAACAGUGGAAGAAAAGCCUGAACUGGAAUAUGAAUGCAAGACUGAGAUGUACACGUCACCCACCAUGACCGCGAAAGAAGAAAACUAUUCACCAAUGGAAAACAAAGAUGAAGAAGAAUUUGAUCCAAGAGAAUAUGGAGACGUUCAAAAGAUCCAAUCUAACAAAAGAGGGAACACUGAGCGAAAAAGGAACAAAGAGAGAUGUCACAAACGCCCCCAGUGCAGAAAGACUUCAUACCAGGAAUUACAUCAGCGACUGGACACCAGGGAGAAAAAACAUGAAUGUGCCCUAUGUUUCAAAACAUUUGCUAGACGUUUCGAUCUUGCAAGUCAUCAAAGAAUACACACAGGAGAAAAGCCCCAUCAGUGCAGUACAUGUGGGAAGGCCUUUAGUCACAUAUCUAAUCUCAAGACACACCAGAGGAUCCAUACUGGGGAGAAGCCACACCAGUGCAGUACAUGUGGGAAGGCCUUCAGUGGUAUCUCUACUCUCAAGACACACCAGAGGAUCCAUACUAAGGAGAAGCCACACCAGUGCAGUACAUGUGGGAAAUCCUUUAGUUCAAUGUCUAAUCUCAAGACACACCAGAGGAUCCAUUCUGGGGAAAAGCCACAUCAUUGCACUAUAUGUGGGAAAUCCUUUAAUCAAUUGUCUGCUCUCAAGACACACCAGAUUACACAUACUGGGGAAAAGCCACACCAGUGCAGUACAUGUGGGAAGGCCUUUAGUCGAAUGUCUAGUCUCAAGGAACACCAGAGGAUCCAUACUGGGGAAAAGCCACACCAGUGCAGUACAUGUGGGAAGGCCUUUAGUCACUUGUCUACUCUCAAGACACACCAGAUUACACAUACUGGGGAAAAGCCACACCAGUGCAGUACAUGUGGGAAGGCCUUUAGUCAAUUGUCUACUCUCAAGACACACCAGAGGAUCCAUAUUGGAGAAAAGCCCCAUCACAUCCAUACUGGGGAAAAGCCUUAUCAGUGCAAUGCAUGUGGGAAGGCCUUUAAUCGAAUGACUCAUCUCAAGGAUCACCAAAUGAUCCAUACUGGGGAAAAGCCCUAUCAGUGUUCUCAUUGUGGAAAGGCCUUCAGUCAAAUGACAAAUCUCAAGACACACCAGAGGAUCCAUACUGGGGAAAAGCCACACCAGUGCAGUACAUGUGGGCAGGCCUUUACUUUCAUGUCUGCUCUCAAGAGACACCAGAUGAUUUUCCAUACUGGAGAAAAGCCAUAUACUACAUGUGGAAAGUAUUUCAGGAGUAGCUCUGACCUCACCCAACAUCAGAUUAUACAUUACAGAAAUGUCCUGCUGGAUUUUCUAAAUCAUCACAUUGGCCCAGGAGUGGCUAAAGGAACAGGACCAGAAGCUGCUGAGAAGAACCAGUACACCAUAACCGUAUAA